CCAAUCAACAGCAGGAGGACCUGAACCUUACUUUAAAAGUUCGGCCAAACCAAAAGCUGUUUGUUAAGAGGAUGAGAGACAAACAGACAGGAAUAUUUUCUAAAACCCUCUGGAAAUACAGGCACUCUUAUAGUGACUAUUUCUACUCGUUGAUAGGUUUGAUAUAGCACCACCAUGGCCACUUCAGCCAGUUCCAAGCUGAGCAAAGCUGUGAAACAGCAGUACAUGGACCUCCCCCAGGGAGACAACGUUCAGGCUAUGUACAUCUGGAUUGAUGGAACCGGGGAGGGAUUGAGGUGCAAGACCAGGACUCUAGAUUCAGAACCUAAGACUAUAGAAGAGCUUCCUGAAUGGAAUUUUGAUGGGUCUAGCACAUAUCAGUCUGAGGGGUCCAACAGUGACAUGUACUUGAUACCCCAAGCCAUGUUCAGAGACCCUUUCAGAAAGGACCCCAACAAACUGGUUCUGUGUGAUGUUCUCAAAUACAACCGCAAACCUGCUGAAACCAACCUUCGUCAGAUGUGUAAAAAGAUCAUGGAUAUGGUACAGAACCGGCAUCCUUGGUUUGGAAUGGAACAGGAGUACACUAUUCUCGGCACGGAUGGUCAUCCAUUUGGUUGGCCCUCCAAUGGCUUCCCUGGACCUCAAGGUCCAUACUACUGUGGUGUGGGAGCUGAUAAGGCCUACGGACGAGAUGUUGUAGAAGCCCAUUAUAGAGCCUGUUUGUAUGCUGGAGUAAAAAUCUGUGGAACUAAUGCUGAAGUCAUGCCUGCACAGUGGGAAUUCCAAGUUGGCCCUUGUGAGGGCAUUGAUAUGGGAGACCAUUUGUGGAUAGCCCGCUUCCUCUUGCACAGAGUUUGUGAAGACUUCGGUGUUGUGGCCUCUUUUGACCCAAAGCCCAUUCCAGGGAACUGGAAUGGAGCUGGCUGCCACACCAACUUCAGUACCAAGGAGAUGCGUGAGGAAGGGGGUUUGAAACAUAUUGAGGAGGCAAUUGAGAGGCUGGCCAAGAGACACCAGUACCAUAUCCGUGCCUAUGAUCCUAAAGGAGGGCUGGACAAUGCCAGGCGACUAACUGGCCAUCAUGAGACCUCCAACAUCAACGAGUUCUCUGCUGGAGUGGCUAACCGUGGUGCUAGCAUCCGAAUUCCACGAUCUGUAGGCCAAGAAAUGAAGGGCUACUUUGAAGACCGCCGUCCCUCAGCCAACUGCGAUCCAUACGCAGUCACCGAAGCUCUUAUACGCACAUGUCUGCUCAGUGAAGAGGGUGAAGAGCCAAUGACAUACAAGUGAAAUAGUGGACUAAAAUGUCAUUUAAGUAAUAAUAUCUUACUGAUGGCUUUUUUUUUUGUUGUUCAUUAGUCCAUCUGAAAUGAGGGAUGACACUAGAUGGAUCGCUUCCCCAUUUAUUAGUUGUAGAAACGCACAUUGGGUCAGUUUAUCCUACAAUUUUAGCUUUCUCACUGCCAGUUUCUUUUUAUAACAGAUUUGUGGGUGUAAUGAUACCAGAUUUGGCAGGGAUCCUAGAUUGAUAGAGAGAAAACUUUGCACCCAAGAUCAUAACUACUACUACUACUUGGCCUUUAUGACUAAAACUGUUCUAUGUUAUACAAUUUAACAUGGUUUUUAUAAAUUAACUGUAGAUAUUUUAAUUCUUAUUGUAGCCAAUUUUAGCAUUAUUUUUCACCAGUUUAUGAAUUAUGGCACUCUCUCACAGGGACCAAAAUGCAUUGUUUGUACUGAUGACUCUGCCUGUCCUUUUUUUUUUUUUUUUUUUUUUUUUUUUUUUUGCCAUACCAUGGUUCAGAAAACUUUAACUUGUCUCUUUACAUUAAAACAAGAAUUUUACUAAGA
Molecule: messenger RNA, 1854 nt
Organism: Megalobrama amblycephala (Wuchang bream)
Lineage: Eukaryota; Metazoa; Chordata; Actinopteri; Cypriniformes; Xenocyprididae
Gene: glulb
Product: glutamate-ammonia ligase (glutamine synthase) b
Exons: 7
Coding region: 175-1293 (372 amino acids)
Cellular component (GO): cytoplasm
Molecular function (GO): glutamine synthetase activity
Source: RefSeq, a predicted model, not a curated record